AUGCGUGCCGUCACGCUCUCUCUGGCGCUGAGUCUCGUCGGCCUCGCCGCCGGCUCCCACCAAGCCCCACCACGGUGCCGCUGCACGCCCAAAGAGCCCUGCUGGCCGAGCGCCUCCGAGCAGGCCGCGUUCUCCGCCAGCCUUUCACACCCGCUCCUCACCGUGCGCCCGAUCGGCUACCCGUGCCAUCUCCCGCACUACGACGCCGCCGAGUGCGCGAACGUGCUCGCCAACUACCAGAACGGCACCUGGCGCGCAAACCAGCCCGGCGCGAGCGAAUACGUGAACGCAGAAGAGCUCGGCUUCGGCGCCCAAUCGUGCCUGCCCGAAGCCCCGCUGAUUACCCCCUGUGAUCAAGGGAACGUACCUGUCUUGGGCGUAAACGCUUCCACGGCUUCAGAUGUACAGAAGACUGUCAACUUUGCGGCUCACCACAACCUGAAACUCAUCAUCAAGAACAGUGGGUGCGUAUACGUAUCCAGCCUCAUGGGCAACGGUAGUCUCCUCCUCUGGACGCACAACAUGCAAUCCAUCGAGUUCUCGGAGUCGUACGUGCCGCUGAACGCUCCUCGUGGCACUCUCGGCGUGCCUGCCGUCACGAUCGGCGCUGGAGUCCCUUGGGGAAAACUCUACGACGCCGUCUCCACACAGAACCACACCAUCAUCGGUGGUUUUGCUGCGGGAGGAACUGUUGGCGCUGGUGGCGGCUGGUGGCAGGGUGCGGGCCACUCCGCGCUCUCGCCUUACUAUGGCCUCGGCGUCGACAACGUCCUCGGAUUUGAGCUCGUCACCGCCAACGGCACGCUCAUCUACGUCAGCCCGUACGUGCAUCAGGAUCUCUACUGGGCUCUCCGUGGUGGAGGUGGUCCAAGCUUCGGAAUCGUGACGAGUACUACGUACAAGCUGCACCCCGAGCAAACGAUCACCGCCAGCUACUUUGAGGCGUACACGGUCACGUCGGACGCCUUCGAAAAGGUGUUCGAAGUGUUCCACAACGCCCAAGGACCGCUCGCGGACGCGGGCUGGACUGGCUUCUAUCCGUGGACGCCGAACUACUUCGCGUGGACGUACAUCAACCUGAAUAUCACCGACGUCGACCAGGCCGCGAAUUCCAUCACGCCGCUCAUCAACAAGAUCGCACAAAUUCCCGGCGUAAGCGUUAAGACGAAUCAAACCGUAGGCUACGCCCGUUUCCACGACUGGUAUGCGCAAAACUUCAAGAACGGUUCUCCGAACGCCAUCGGAUACAACUACACCGCGGGCGACGUCGUCGCCGUCAACGGGUAUACGGCCUCGCGCCUGCUCCCCACCGCCCUCUUCACCGACGACCCCGCACACCAGACAAACCUCUCCGCGAUCACCUCCUUCUGCGCCUCCCUCCCGCUCGGCGGCCGCGGCUUCCUCGUCGGCGGCGGCGCCGUCGCGCAGCACCCGGUCUCCUCCGCGGCAGUGCACCCCGCCUGGCGCUCGUCGCUCAUCAACCUCAGCGUCGGCGUCGGCUACCUCGACGGCACCCCUCCUCCCCUCGCACAGGAGGCGGCCGAGACCGCGCAGGCAUACAACGACCAGCUCGUGAGCCUGACGCCCGCGUCGGGCACGUACCUGAACGAGAUCGGGUACUGGGAGGGCGACUUCACCGGCGCGUUCUGGGGCGAGAAUUACCCGCGCUUGGUGGAGCUCAAGAAGGCGUGGGAUCCGACGGACCUGUUCAUGACCGUCCUGGCCAUCGGCGCGGAGAACUGGGACGACACCGUGACGUGCAGAAAGUGA
Molecule: messenger RNA, 1770 nt
Organism: Punctularia strigosozonata HHB-11173 SS5
Lineage: Eukaryota; Fungi; Basidiomycota; Agaricomycetes; Corticiales; Punctulariaceae
Product: FAD-binding domain-containing protein
Exons: 6
Coding region: 1-1770 (589 amino acids)
Molecular function (GO): FAD binding; oxidoreductase activity
Source: RefSeq, a predicted model, not a curated record